CAACUGUGCUGAUAUUAUUGUUUUGUAACUAUGCAUAUUUGAGCACUAGUAUUACUACACUAGAACCUGUACCUAUUUCCAUAACAUGAAUCUUAAAGAAUCUGCAACAUUAUUGGCUAAAAAACAAGCUCACCAAAAUGUCAAUUUGAAGGGUCAACUUCAAAAGACGCUAUUAUUUGUUGGAUCAAACUGUGUUGGCAAAACAACUUUGAUUAAUCGAUUCCUGGACAGAAAUGAACCAGCCAAGAAAACACUUAGCUUGGAAUAUACAUUUGCAAGAAAAAUAGGAAGCCAUAGUCUUGUCAAAGAUGUCUGUCACAUAUGGGAGUUGGGCGGAGGUACUUUGUUCACAUCUGUGAUAGAGAAUGCAGCUUCUCUCACAGGCAAUGGACCUCUUGGGGUCGUUGUGAUGCUGGAUCUCUCCGAGCUAGACAAACUUUGGGUAACUUUGGAGACUUUGCUCAACAGCAUAAAGAAAAACAUUGCUCCUCUCCGUGAGCCCCGAGAGACUAGUGACCAUCCAGACGCUGCCAUCUUAGAGCCUUUCCCCGUCCCUCUCCUAAUCAUUGGGGGAAAGUAUGAUUUGUUUCAAGAAAAAGAGCCUGAGCGAAAAAAGAUUGUCUGCCGAUGUUUACGUUACAUAUCACACAUACUUUGUGCCACUUUGGUGUUUUAUAGUAGUAAAGAUGCUGCCCUCGCCAAAAGAGUCAAGGAUGCACUGAAUCACUUGGGGUUUGGUGCUCCACCUAUGAAAACGGUUUGUCAAGACUACAACAAACCGAUAUGUAUCCCAAGUGGGUCAGAUUUGCUGGAAAGUAUUGAAGGUGUUGGCGCUACUAAGGCGUCUUUGGAUAAGGUCCGUCAUGUUUUCACUACACACUUUCCUCAGAAUGAAAACACCUUGAAGACUUCAGCUGGAGAUGAUCCGGCCAAUGACUCCAGCUUUAGAGAGCCUUUGGUUGAUUCCCUGAGGAGACAGAAAGAUCAGGAGCUGGAACGGUUUUGUCAAGAGAUGGAGCGAAGAGAGAAUAGAAAAAUUUGAGUGAUUAGACUUAAAGUGGAAUGUAAACAGCG
Macrosteles quadrilineatus (aster leafhopper) is the source of this 1074-nucleotide messenger RNA. Its product is annotated as cytoplasmic dynein 2 light intermediate chain 1. NCBI's taxonomy places the organism in Eukaryota, Metazoa, Arthropoda, Insecta, Hemiptera, Cicadellidae. Gene Ontology annotation, cellular component: ciliary basal body; axoneme; cytoplasmic dynein complex. The record is from RefSeq and is a predicted model, not a curated record. Gene Ontology annotation, molecular function: dynein heavy chain binding. The transcript is spliced from 5 exons. The coding region runs from base 86 to 1042 and encodes 318 amino acids. Gene Ontology annotation, biological process: intraciliary transport involved in cilium assembly; intraciliary retrograde transport.